GCACAACAUCCGAUGCUGUCGUUCAUACACUAUAUGCAGGGCAAACGACAUGGGUUCGUUAAUGUUUUACAACUGACCUUGGAAAUAGUUAAAUCAAUCACAGAAUGAAGACAACACACGACGUAGACCGUGGAUAUGCCUAUGUCAUUCUGCUGGCCUCGUACUGUGUGAUGUUCAUCUGUGGGGUGUUGGUGUACUCCACUGGGGUGAUGAACACCGCUAUCUUGAAAGAAGUUGACAGCGACCUCUCACGAACGUCAUGGGUUGGCUCGACACUACUGGGGACCUUCACCUUCAUGGGUCCCUUGGCGGGUCUGAUCACAAAGAAACUCGGCUGCAGGCUGUCCUGUUUCGGAGGAGGAAUGCUAAUCUUGCUGGGACUCGCUGCGGCAUCGUUUGUUCAUGACGUUACUGGACUCAUCAUUACAUAUGGAGUCAUUGCAGGGUUUGGCGUUGGUCUGGGGCUGAAUUCCGCUGGCGUAGCUCCUGGCCAUUACUUUAUCAAAAAACGAGGUCUGGCGUUUGGCGUGACUGUAUCAGGUGCUGGUAUGGGCAUGUUUGCAGGAGGUCCUCUAUGUCAGAUACUGGUCGAGGAGUACGGUUUAAGUGGCUGUCUUCUCAUCUUAGGCGCCAUCGCCUCCAAUAUGUGUGUUGCAGCCUGCCUCCUCAGACCCGCACCAAGCACCAAGCAGGAGAUAAUCAUAGAAACCAAACAUGAAGCGGACACUGGCAUAUCAGAAACAUUCUUCAACGAGUCAGCUAUAUCAAAGGCAAAAAUGCCUGUUGAUAGUGUCGACAGUGUUGAUAGUGUCGACAGUGUUGAUAGUGUCGCAUCUGUAAUAAAACCAUUGAUGUUGGACAAUUGUAGUAAUAGUGGUGGUGCAGUUCAACAUUCCACGAACUAUCGGGAAAAACAAAUCAGAGUUGGACAUAAUGUAAAUGUGUUACAUCGGAAUGAGCUGUUCACUUCAAGUAAUGAGGAUGAAGGCUUCCUUGACCCGCGUAACUACAUGGGCAUGGAAUCCAAAGAAUAUCGUUCACACAAUAGUUCGGUUUAUGAGGAAAAAUCACCUGAUCCUUUCCGAAUUUGCCUCAAACGGAUUAGAAGAAUAACUUUACUAAACAAAUAUGGUUUCAUGAGCUAUUGUGUCAGUUAUCUGUUCUGGGCACUCGGGGAAGGAGCGUGUCUCUUCCACCUUCCCAACUAUGCCGAACAUAAAGGCAGUACAGAAACUCAAGCAGCUAGUCUUUUUACGGUCAUGGGAGUGACAAGUCUUAGUUCAAGACUCCUGACAGGGUUUGCAGGAAAUGAUGUCUCGGUGGAUUACAUGACACUUCACAUGGGACUUCUGGGAAUCACUGGACUCCUAACACUGUGUUUUCCACUUUUCUCAAACUCCUACGUUCUUCAGAUGACAUUUAGUGCUGCAUAUGGGAUGUAUAGUGGCGGCCCUAACUCUCUUGUCAGCCCAAUAACGAUAGAGCUUGUAGGUUUGAAGCAUUUAGCUGUUGGAGUAGGGAUCGAAAACUUCUUUUGUGGAAUUGGUUUCUUCGCUGGCCCUCCUAUUGCAAGUUUCAUAUAUUCAGCGACAAGGUGUUACGACUUCACGUUCGUAUUUGCAGGAUUACUUCUGCUACUUGCGGCAUUCUUUGGUGCCCUUGUGGCAAUAUUUGGGAAGCACAGGCAACAGAUGCAAGGUGUUCAGGCACCACAUGAAGUAAAAUAGGCUGUGGAUGUGUCUUUGAAAGGAUUGACAAGGAUUGCCACAACAUAUGAGCUGACGUUCAAGGAAGUGACAGUCGAGAGGCUGCUCCUCCAUGACAACCCCUACUACCAAUGCCUUUACCUAGCAAGGACACCGUAGGUCGAAAUGUAUGACAUGAUUAACAGUUAACAAUUCAAUUUAUAAAACAAUUAUGAAAUGACCUCAA
Molecule: messenger RNA, 1932 nt
Organism: Haliotis rubra (blacklip abalone)
Lineage: Eukaryota; Metazoa; Mollusca; Gastropoda; Lepetellida; Haliotidae
Product: monocarboxylate transporter 14-like
Exons: 6
Coding region: 105-1727 (540 amino acids)
Biological process (GO): transmembrane transport; monocarboxylic acid transport
Molecular function (GO): monocarboxylic acid transmembrane transporter activity
Source: RefSeq, a predicted model, not a curated record